Molecule: messenger RNA, 726 nt
Organism: Alternaria incomplexa
Lineage: Eukaryota; Fungi; Ascomycota; Dothideomycetes; Pleosporales; Pleosporaceae
Exons: 3
Coding region: 1-726 (241 amino acids)
Source: RefSeq, a predicted model, not a curated record
AUGUUGCAAGUCAAGCGGACUCGUAGUAUCACAGCAGCGUCUUCAAAAGAGACAAUAUCAAAGAGACGUAAAACAAUCGAACGGGUCCAGCAAAAGGGCAAAGAAGAGACGCUUCCCAGGGUACAACCAGCAUUGAAACUCCAUGCGAUACGCCAACCAUACGAAGUCUCCGCCGAUCACCCUCUUCCCAGCAUCCAACACGACAGCGAACUCCUAGUAAAAGUGCAAGCUGUAGGCCUCAACCCAAUCGACUGGAAAGCACCCGACUACAACUUCGGCAUUCCAACCCUCCCCUACAUCUCCGGCCGAGAAUACAGCGGCACAGUUCUCCUCACCCCAACAACACCCUCGUCUCGCAUCAAAAAAGGCGACCGCGUCCUCGUCCCCUCAACCGACUACCGCGACCCACGCAAAGCCGCAUACCAACACUACAGCAUCGCAUCCACUUUCAACACCAUCCGCCUGCCUCCCAACCUCUCUCUGAACUCGGGCAGUAUCCUAGGCGUAGCUUUUGUCUCCGCCGCCCUCACACUAGGGAUAUGUCUCGGCCUCGAUUUCUCCGACAUUGAGGACGGGCCUGACAUUCUCGGUAUUGUACGGAGUCUGGAUCAGGAGGAUAUACCGGGUGAUAUACGACAAGAAUGUUUCCAUAGUAUCGGCGUCAAAGAACGUAUCAAGGCCGGAGACUACCUGGUUAUCUGGGGCGCGGGAUCGUGUGCCGAUUAA